Molecule: messenger RNA, 1224 nt
Organism: Knipowitschia caucasica
Lineage: Eukaryota; Metazoa; Chordata; Actinopteri; Gobiiformes; Gobiidae
Source: the annotation of a GenBank genome assembly
AUGGCUGCCACGAAAAGGCUGGAGGAGAGCUUCCAGAAGACCCAUGAGAGGCUUGAAGACAGACAGAAACAAGUGGAUUUGCUGCAAAACAAGGCAGCUGCGGUCAGUAGUAGCGCUGACAGAGCCCUGGAUAAGACGGACACAGUUUUCAAGUUGAUCUCUGGUCUGUUGGAGAAAACCAAGGCAGAAGCAAAGCAACGCAUCAGAUCUCAGCAGGAGGUGGAGGAGCAUAGACUCAAAGAACUCCAGGACAAAGUGCAAGAGGAGGUCAAGGCGCUGAAGACCAAGUACGACUAUCUGGAGAAGCUCUCACAGUCUCCCAGUGGAUCCAUUCCCACUUUUCCAUUUUUGUCUGAAGCCGAGGAAGCUCCUGGGGUUUCUACCGGUGAAGAAACACCCCCAAGGUUCUUAAAUGUGGUUCGAAAUGCAGUAGCUGUGUUCAAGAACGAGCUGGAGGUUGCUUCUGGGAUGAACGCUCGGAAUGGGGCUGAGGACCAAGAAGAGGACGCCUGGACCAUGUGCUCUGCCUGCUCCUUUGUGCGUACGUAUGUGCAGGUGGUGCAGGAGCAGAUGCAGGCCAUGACUAACGACUCCUGGCUCAACCCUCAGAGUGCGGGGACGUACAGGGAGGAGCUGCUGUCCUAUUCCCGGAGCGUCACCCUGGAUCCAAACACAGCCCACUCUCGGCUGUCUGUGAGCGUGGACCUCAACAUGGUGCGCUUCCUGAUGCCACAGCAGCAGGCGCGGCACCCAGACCGCUUCACCCACUACACCCAGGUUCUGACCAAAGAGGUGCUGACGGGCCGCUGCUACGUGGAGAUAGAGGUCAUAAGUAAGGAAUGCUUUACUGUUGCUGUGGUCAACAAGGACAUCAGUAGAAAAGGAGCGUCUGAUGAGUGCAGCUUGGGCAGAAACGCAAACUCGUGGGCAGUGGAUUGCUCGAAGGAUGACUAUAUUUUUCGACACAAACAGACCAGUCAGUUUAUUACUGCCAGACGCUCGGACACAGUGGGGAUCUACGUGGACGUGGAGGUUGGAUUCUUGGCCUUCUACAGCGUGGGCCCAGAAGUCUCUCUGAUCCACAGCGUUUACACCAGAUUCACUCAGCCGCUGCUGGCUGGGAUCUGGCUGAAGGGCACUGCUGACUAUGCAAAGAUCUGCAGCAGCCGGGACACUCCAGAAACUGUCUAUAGGAGCCCACUAGGAAAGGCGCUCUACAAAUAA